AUGCCUCCAACAAUAUCGGCAGUGGUAUCCUUGCCUAGUCUAACUCAGGCGGGGGCACAAACCGCUCUUGAAGCAGCGGAGCAAUAUGCGCUCGAAAUCGGAGUACCUAUGAGCAUAGCAGUAGUUGACGCCCACGCACACCUGUUAUCCUUCACACGCAUGGAUGGCGCAAAAAUAACGUCAAUAAAUACUGCCAUGGAUAUGGCUUUUACUUCCGCUAGCAACCGCAUUCCCACCUCAGCAUACCACGAGGAUUCAUGGUCAAACUGUGCGGCCAGCGGAACUAGCGGCACGUUGUGUGGCCGCUUUACAUCACUGGGAGGGGGUAUGCCUAUCCUAUCUUCGACGGGCGAUAUACUUGGCGCAAUCGGAUGCUCUACUGGAAAUAGCAUGCAAGUCGAGGCAGCAGCGAAAUCGGGACGGGACGCAGUGCUCGCCCUUGUAAAAAGAGAGAAAGCCGAGGAAGAGCGUAGGAUAGCUGAGGAGAGACAUGCUGUGCUGUCGUUAUGGAAAGAGAAAGAGGAAGAAGUUGAGAUUCUCAGAGAUCAUUUAGAAAGCAUGGAGAGAGGAAGUAAAAGAAUGAGAUUUGAUGAUGGAGGAAGUGGAAACGAAAGUAUAAGCAGCAGUGGGCGAGGAAGUGUCAUAGUGGGCGGUCCACCAGGCACACCGCCUGAAGAGAGGGAAAUUCAGAAGCACCAAAGUUUUAUUGGAGAGGUGACAAGCGUGUCGCCAAUACUUGCACAGUACUCCGACACAUUUCAAAUCGAGUUGCCAUGGAGUUUCAAUAGGAUUCACCGUUCAAUCAUCUCAAAGGCUCUCUGUUACCCACUGCUCGCCUUCUGGGAACAUAUGAUAUCCAACUCAAACAAAGGACUUCCAGCGAAGCACUUUGCAAAAAAGCACGAUGAUCCCGUUCAGCAUGUCGUGCUCGCUUCAUCUAUGCUGUACCGGAUAACACGACAUUGGGGUAGUUGGAGGCGAAGUAUCAACUCCUAG
This is a messenger RNA of Plenodomus lingam JN3, 996 nucleotides long. The record is from RefSeq and is a predicted model, not a curated record. Lineage: Eukaryota; Fungi; Ascomycota; Dothideomycetes; Pleosporales; Leptosphaeriaceae.